GAAUGAGUAAAUAAUUUACGAGUGAAAUUGUGAAGAGUUUGAGACAUUCGUGACAGGUGUUUCCGGACAAUUGUGCGUUAACCACUAUUUCCACGUUCAACGUUAAUUAAUUCAGAGUGUUUUACUGACUAAUCACGCGAGAUAAACAUUUCGACGAUUAAACACAACGCUUUUACGCCCGCAACAUGCAGACUGUUCCAUUAUACUUGUUUAUUCCACAUCUCAAACCGAAAGUUCCUAGUGCUUCGACAAAAUCCACUCAGCAAAUACCGCGUGUUCACCCUCCGACAGACUGCUAAUUGAGAAAACUCAUGACUUGACUGCACAAAUGACAUUUAAAUGGCGAAGAGAUAGCAGUAGUUGAGUAACACCGAUGAUCUCGGUGUUGAUUAUCGUUUCACCCCCGAAGAUAUGACGGUUAUGCCUUCUGGAUCUGAUGUUGCUGAUAAAGCGGUUUCCACUGAGGACGCCUCGGAGAUGGUGCACCUUGAUGCUGUUCUUGCUGUACUUGUUGAAACGAAAAUAAAGGCCAUUAAGAGGGCCUCGUUGAGCUCAUCCAGGGGCAAGUGGCCCAGUGCACCAGCUAGCCCGAGAAGGCCGAGAUUAAUGUCCUCGUCGACGGCCUCAUCAUCCCAGAAUCGCAAUCAUCAGGAUCAUUUUGAUAUUAAACAUUUUGAUAGGGGCGAUAUGGAGCAGAGACGCAAGAGUUACAGGCACAGGCGGUACGACUCAGCACCGUGUCAACAAUUUAUUGAUGAGAUCGAUGGACCAGGUCAGCAGGGGCACCAGAAUGCAAUAGCCGACAAGGAGUCAAAAGCCCGAAGAAGAGCAUCAGAAAUGAUACAUCGAAAUCCGAAGAAAAAGCGUCGCUACUCCCGUCGGAUAAGUUCCCACGUACUCCAGGGUAUUGACUCACCCAUCGAACUCCCCGAGCUCCUCGACGUUGAUCGUCUCCACGACGAUUUAACACUGAUACAUUACGAGAGAACCCGCGAGGCACUGAGCGACAACGGAGAUUUCCCGAGUAUACACCAAAGUGCCUACGUCUCCCAAAGUGCAGCACAUCUUAAAUUAGCAUAUGAGGAUGAGGAUUAUGUCGCACUGAAUCUCGAGGAUGAGUUUGACGGUGCAUCCAUAGUGUCUGGUCAUUAUCCCCGGGACUUGCCUCGUGACAGAAGGGAUACGCUGGGUGAGCGUUACCAUCGACCUCGGCAAAAACACAAACGAAAAAAACAUAGGCAUGAGGUUUUUCUUCCCGAGGUAAAUGAUGUCCCUCAGGUCGUUGUGAUUGAUCACGACGAGCUACCACUUCGAGCGCGAUGGACUAUUGUCGCUACUGCCUGCCUGCUCUUUGCCAUGUCACUACUACUAGUCGGUGUUACCUUGAGAAUGGCACCAAUCAUUGAUGACAUGGUUCGUAAGGAGAACGAGGAGCUGUUAAAUUCGUUGAACCGAGACACAUCUGUGCCAGACAAUAGUACAACAGCUCCACUUUAAGUUUUUACGAUUCCCUCAUCCACGAGGGAGAAUUGUUGGCGGCUGUUGCCAAUGAGAACCGAGAAACCCAACUCAGAAUGGAGUAAAUCCCGAGGCAUCGAGACAAUGAGACACGAUACCCCUUUGUUCAAGCCGACCGAGGAUAAUCUGAGGGUGAAGUCGUCGUCAAAUGCGAGAGUAGUACGUCAAUACGAAUAGUGUUAGUACCAGCUGCUCAAUUUUUGGUUCAUCAAAAUGACGGCAAAGGCAUACUAGACGUGAAUUCGAUUAUGUAUAUAGAUGUUAUGUAUGAUGACGUCUAAUGUUGUUAGUUUUAUACAGUAGUGUCGCGCAAAUUGACAAUGCAAGUUGAGGAGUAAUUAAUAUCGACGCAUAGCAGUUCUUUUUAUUUCAACUUUUUCAUUUUCAAUUUAAUGACAAUCAAUGGCUCUGAAACUGAGGAGAAAAUUUUAAUUUUUAUCGAGUCCUUAUUUGUAGCUCAAUAUUAUCCGAUAAACUUCAACGUCUUGUGCACGCCGCAGGUCAAUAUCAAGAGCACAAAUAAUUUAUUAAAAAUGAUAAUUCACGCAAAUUUUAUUCUGCCAAGCUUCGAACGACCCAAGAAGAUUGUUUCUCUCCCCAGAAAUGCAAUUAUUUUAUACAUCCGGAGACUCUUCCACUUCUUAUUGUCCCCGGUAAUUCAAUUACUUUCUUCAAUGGCCAAACACGUAGUCUUCUAAAUAAAGCAGACAAUAAGAUUAAGACGUUGUACCCCUGGAGUAAAAAAAACCAGCGGGACAAUGUCGGAAGCAAAAUUGCAUGACAUUCUGUUUGAAAAUACAGCAAUGUAGCGAACGGGUAUGGCCUAUUGAAUACACAAUUCGACUCGUGAAUUUGUUGAUUAAAUAAUUUUACAUGCGUGACACAACGAACAAAAUCGGUGAGCAUUAAAGAGGAUUUAUCACGGCGUUGUGAGCGUGCUGGCACGCUCAUCGUCUAUGAAAAUAAUAUGAAAUAUUGAAGUUAAUGUAAAUGAGAUGAUAUUAAUUAUUAUGUCUAGGGUUUUGGGAGUUCCUUUUAUAGUAUUCCGAUGCAUUCAAUUAUGAACAGGGCCUUGGGUAAGAAAUUUACCGCAAUCUUACUCCCUUUUUCAAUUUUAUCUACAAUCUUCACCUCAUGAUAAUUCGGUAAGACGAUUUGAGCCGAUUCUGACGAUUGCCCAGUUUUCAACGAAUAUCUCGAAAUCUAAGGGAGAUGGCGAAAUUUUUGUUUGAACAUUUUUUGCAGAGCUAAUUGAGGACUACAAGAAAGGUUAUUACGUAAAUUUUGGUAUCUCCCUUAGAUUUGGAGAUAUUUGGCAAAAUUAACUUGAACCGUUUUACCGUUUCGCUCAUCAGAUGAUUUCAUGUCAUUUCAAUGAUUUGAGGAUAUCCAAGCACUUUGGUUAUUGUUUCUCCAGUGAAAUGGUUUUCUACUCGUGUAGUAGAACAGCAGAGCUGUCAUUUGAGCCCCGUUUGACCCUAAGUUUAAGAACAUUUUACAAUCAUUCAACGAUUUAACGCCCGGUUGGAGUAUCUUUCGAAUGAUAACUAGAUUGUUUUUUGUCAAUUCUUUUAUUUGAAUAGUUCCAUUCGUUUUUCCAUGAGGCAGAGAACUGCAAAAAAUAU
This is a messenger RNA of Diachasma alloeum, 3143 nucleotides long. RefSeq lists its product as uncharacterized. The record is from RefSeq and is a predicted model, not a curated record. Lineage: Eukaryota; Metazoa; Arthropoda; Insecta; Hymenoptera; Braconidae. Bases 412 to 1497 code for a protein of 361 amino acids. The transcript is spliced from 5 exons.